Messenger RNA from Dinoponera quadriceps, 3470 nucleotides. RefSeq names its product lysosomal Pro-X carboxypeptidase. Gene Ontology annotation, biological process: proteolysis. The record is from RefSeq and is a predicted model, not a curated record. NCBI's taxonomy places the organism in Eukaryota, Metazoa, Arthropoda, Insecta, Hymenoptera, Formicidae. Gene Ontology annotation, molecular function: serine-type exopeptidase activity; dipeptidyl-peptidase activity. The transcript has 7 exons. The coding region runs from base 764 to 2227 and encodes 487 amino acids.
CGUAUUCACAUCGGUGGGGAUAAACACGGAUGGGGAGGACUUUAGGCUCAGUGAUGUUAAAUGACGAACCGUGCUUUCCGCGCAUGUGUAUGAAACGUCCCAAGAAGUGCCUAUCAAAAAGAUGUGCAACAGACACAACGGUUUCAUCAGCUCAGCGAACGUUUAUGAUCGCAGCAAGAGACGCAAGUCUAAUUAUAUACCAUCAUUUGUCCUUAUUUCGCACUCGGUAAAGAAAAGGAUAAUAGAUUAUGUAACUAGAGAGCAACUUGUGUUGACUUGUAUCUCUUGCUCGAAAGCAACUUGUAUUACAAAUCGAGACAAGUUAAUAUUAACAUGUCUCAAUACUUAUAUCGAAUGAUAAUAAAUGUUGCUAUUGAAAAAAAAAAACUGAGAGAAAAAUUGAAAAUCAUGACUGAGUCUAUUAAACUGUCGCAUUUGUAUUCUGUCUUUUCCUAAAACUUGAUCUGCGAUGUGCUCUUUGCUUGUUUUGUUUCUUGCUGUUUUUCUUCUGUGAAAACUUCUAUUUACUUAUAGAAGAGAGAGAGAGAGAGAGAGAGAGCAAAUAACAAGACGCAAAGAACACAUUGUAGAUCAGACUUAAGAGAGGUACUUUCCUGAGAGAGUAUUCCGUCGUGAGCAUGCGCGAAAGCGCCUGUUCUUGAUUAUAUGGUGGGACUACUAACAUCACUGGCCGGGGUUAUCCGGCUUGUCUGACAUAUCACUGAGAUUUCAGUGAGAAUUUACAUCUCAUCGAGUUUGCACCAUGGACGACACGUUUCUGACAAUCAUCUGGCUGCUUGUGUCAGCACUGUCCCAGACGACGUUGCAGAUGACACUUCAUCGCCAAUUCGCUGAGAGCCGGCAAGCCGAUCAUGACACCUCGCAUGAUGCCAGAUACAAAUACCAGAUCAAAACCUUCGACGUGCGCGUAGAUCACUUUAGCUUUGCUAUAGAAGAUACCUUUCAAUUAAGAUAUCUUAUAAAUGAUACUUGGGGAAAAGAAAAGAAUGCUCCUAUAUUCUUCUACACUGGGAAUGAAGGCAGAAUCGAAGUUUUUGCCGAAAAUACGGGCUUCUUAUGGGAAACUGCUCCGCAAUUCGGCGCACUGGUGGUUUUUGCUGAGCACCGUUACUACGGUGAAUCGUUGCCCUAUGGCAACAAGUCCUUCACUGAUCCGCGACAUCUCGGGUAUCUCACAUCUCAGCAAGCUCUGGCCGAUUACGUGGAGCUUAUUCAGCACCUAAAGUCGAGGCCGGAAUACAAUUAUAGUCCGGUAAUAGUUUUCGGCGGAUCGUACGGUGGUAUGCUCAGUGCUUGGAUGCGUAUGAAAUAUCCUAACAUUGUUCAGGGCGCGAUUGCAGCAUCCGCUCCGAUUCUGCAAUUCACCGACGUCGUGGCGUGUGAAGCGUUUGCCCGGAUAGUAACGUCGGACUUUCGCGCUUCGAGUCCAACGUGUGCCAAGCUCAUUCAGCAUGCAUGGGGCGCGAUAACCGAAGUGACAUCGAACGACGAGGGCAAAAAGUGGUUGUCGGACAACUGGAAGUUGUGCGAACCGCUGAAGACUGCGGAGCACGUAGAAACGCUAAAAGAUUUUUUACAGGAAGUCUACACGGACCUGGCCAUGGUUAAUUAUCCGUACGAGACUGAUUUCUUAACGCCGCUACCAGGCCACCCGAUUAACGUCUUUUGUCGGCACUUGACGAACUCGUCGUUGACGGGAAAGCCGCUGUUAUCGGCGCUCCACGGAGCUAUCAGUAUUUACACGAACUAUACCGGUAAAGCAACUUGCAUGUCCAUAAAGGACGCGGAGCCGGGCUUGGACGCCCAAGGAUGGGACUAUCAGGCGUGCACGGAAAUGGUGAUGCCAAUGUGUUCCGACGGUAUCAACGACAUGUUCGAGCCGUCAGAAUGGAGCUUCAAGGAUUACAAUAAUACUUGCUUCAAGAAAUAUUCCGUGUCCCCGCGGCCUAACCAAAUUUGUGAGCAAUACGGCUGCAAAAAUCUCACUACCGCCACAAAUAUCAAUUUCAGCAACGGAUUGAUGGAUCCGUGGGCGAGCGGAGGUGUGCUGCGCAACUUGUCUUCGUCAGCGAUAGCCAUAUUAAUUCCAGACGCCGCGCAUCAUCUCGAUUUGCGGGAGAGCAACAGCAACGAUCCAUACGACGUAAUCCUCACGCGCAAGUUCCAUCGGUACACCAUCAAGAAGUGGAUCGACGAAUAUCGCUAGAAUGACACUUUAUCACUUCAGGUGAUAAAAGAGAUUCUUGGAAUUUUACCGAGAACAAUUAUCGCACGCCCAUCUCUCGAAAUUCUCCUUUAUUUUGCAAAAAUUAUAAAUACAAGAACAAGUACGCGUACACAUCGCGAGAACAAUAAAUACUUAGCACUGUCGUGCGGCUACUUGCAAAAUUAAAUAAAGCAUCGACAAAGCUCGUUCGAAAACAUACGCGAAGAUGUUCCGAUAUCACAGUAAAUAAUAAUAAAUACGCGCGUCAGGCGUUGUAUAAAAGAUUCGACCAAGUGUAAAGUGCUCUUGCAGAACAACACGAGAGUCUGAAGGACAUAUCGAAACGUAUAUCGGAACGAUCAGACUGUCUUUCAGACGUCCUUGUUGUUUGGAUGUUUCAUGUACGAAUAUAAUUCCACUAGAGCGCGUAAAAAUUGUCGUUUCUUCAAAUGAGGACUCGCAAAACGCCAUUAUCGAGAUCACUUAAUACUAAUACUUGACACUAAUUGUAUGUGCUGUAUUAUUUUCCCUAGUUUAUUUCUUUAGCGUAUUUAAUUUUAUGCGACGAAGAAGAAAUCAUACGUUGGACGUGAGCGAACAAAAUUACCAAAGACAUACGCAUUUCUAUAUAUAGGGAAAGCUCUUUUCUUAAGAAUAUCGUAUCUUUAACUGAAUUUAUAAACAUGUUAUUAAUUUGUCAUGUGAUGUGAUAUACUGAUUCUUUCGAAUUGUCGAAUUCGUUUCUUUUCCACAGGUACAGCAUAGUUUUCAUUUUCCCAACGGGCUUAUACAUAUACAUAGUUUUCCACGUCAAUAACGGUCUUUCUCGCAUAUUAUUGUUAACACGAAAAUGUGUAUCUCUAGUUAUUUAAAUACACAAUCUGAAUUUGUGUCGAGGUGCUAAUAGUUUUAUAUAUAUUAUAUAUAAAUUAAGAAAAAAAAGAGUUGCUUUGUUACUUGUAGGUAAAAUACUUGUGUACCUCUCAUGACGUGUUCUAAAUGCGAAAGGAAUGCGUUUAAGGUUUUAGUUUUAGGUACGUCUACUGUAUCUACAUCUCGUAACGAAUAUCUAAACCAGUGUCUGAGUGCAUCAACCAUCGGCUUCCCUGCCUACCGAGUCCAUGUUAAACUGCAUCUUCAAUUGAUCGAAUGCGAUGUACGCGGUCACGCACGUUCUCGACACAUUCGUCCGUAUAAAAAAAAAUGUCAAAAUCUUAAAAAUAUAUAUGCGUUGCAAAAAUCA